Danaus chrysippus (African queen) is the source of this 936-nucleotide messenger RNA. NCBI's taxonomy places the organism in Eukaryota, Metazoa, Arthropoda, Insecta, Lepidoptera, Nymphalidae. The record is from the annotation of a GenBank genome assembly.
AUGUCAACGUCUACUAUUUUGCGUGUAAAACGCCGGCUUGAUGAAAACCCGCAAGAUGCUUUAGUACUUGUUUGUAAACGAAUGAAAACGGAUAAGGACGAAAUAUCCCCCUCACUGUUUGUAUUCAGAGGAAGCGUUGAAAACCAGGAAAAUACACAUGUAAAGAAUAUAGUACCGCAAAACAUCCCAUUAAAGCAUUCAACGAGUGUGAGCAACAUCAUUCAGAAGAUACGCAAGGAAAGAAAAGAUGUUGCCAAUGAGAGUCGUUAUGAAAUCGUGAAUUGUAGCCGCGGCCUGACCCAGUGUAAUUCUGAGAACUAUGAUCUGGUUGAUUUGGAGAAGAAAGAUGGGAAACAAGAUGCAGAGUAUACUUACGACCUGUAUACACCGGCCAAAGAGGACUUUGACAUAUCCAUGUUGGAUAAUCUUGUCAGUAUAGAGGAUUACAAAACGGAUCUCGUAUUUGGUACAUAUCGGGAUGGUGAUAACGCGGACUCAGAUGAAGACAGCGAAGACUCCAACGCUGAGAAUGACUGGAGGAAUGAAUACCCUGACUCAGACCCCAGCAGCAUUGAUGAAGAGGACAUGAUAAAGGCUGUGGAGAACUGUCAUAUAGAAGAUGAUCUGUCGAGUGAUGAGGAGGAGGCACAAAUCUACGACGAACAGCCAGAUCUGUUCAAGGAGGAUGUAAAACGUUACGGAGCGGCGUACGCCAAGUACAAGGCGAAGGUUUUAGCUGAGGGAGAUAUUAGUGACAGUCGGAGCUACGUGCAUUGUACUGUUAAAGAGAUAGACGAUGAUUAUAAAGAUGGUAGCGAUGAUGGGUUCUACUACGGCCAGGAAGAAGACUCGGAACAGUUCAGGGAACAGUACGAUGAGGAUUCUGAUGAAAAGGAGGAUCACGAAGUAGAUUUGGACGAAUAUAACCCUGAUUGA